AAAGUUCAGAACAGCGGUAUAACCCACGAAUCUUAUCUGUCAUCGCCUUGUAUAAAACCCCCCAGCCCACGCACUCGAAGAGAGAAAGUAGCGAGAGAGAGAGAGAGAGAGAGAGAGAGAGACAUCAUGGGUCACCAUUGUUCAUCUUCUUCAAGUCCAUCAAUGCUCUCGCUCAAGUGCCUGCUCAUGCUGACAGCAACGUUCGUGGCCUCGUCCCUACCCUCCGGCACGGCGAAUUGGGCCAGCGAGCAAGAGGCAGACCGGGUGUACCGGCUCCCCGGCCAACCGGAUGUGAAGUUCAAGCAAUACGCAGGGUACGUGACGGUCAACGAGACGCACGGGCGAGCCUUGUUCUAUUGGUUCUUCGAAGCCACCGACAAGCCCCAGGACAAGCCUCUCCUACUUUGGCUCAAUGGAGGUCCUGGCUGUUCAUCGAUUGGUUAUGGACAGUCAGAGGAAUUAGGACCUUUCUUCCCUCAGAAGGACCAGCCAAAGCUGAAGUUCAAUCGUUACACUUGGAACAAAGCUGCAAAUCUGUUAUUUGUAGAAUCACCAGUCGGGGUUGGAUUUUCCUACACCAACACAAGUAGCGACAUCGGUCAGCUCGGAGACACCAUCACGGCUCAGGACUCGUACGUGUUUCUGGUGAACUGGUUUAGAAGAUUUCCACAGUUCAAGUCCCACGAUUUCUACCUUGCAGGAGAGAGCUAUGCAGGACACUAUGUUCCACAGCUUUCGGAGCUUAUUCUCGACAACAAUAAGAAGCUCUCAAAGGAAGACUACAUUAAUUUGAAGGGUCUAAUGAUCGGUAAUGCAUUACUAGACGACGACACAGACCAGAGGGGGAUGAUCGACUAUGCGUGGGAUCACGCGGUCGUAUCCGAUCGCCUGUAUCACGACAUCAAGGCGACGUGCAAUUUUAGCCAGGAGAAUUUGACCUCAGACUGCACCUCGAACCUCAACAAGUACUUCGCUGUUUACCGGAUCAUUGACAUGUACAGCUUAUAUGUUUCCAAAUGCGUGAAUAGUAACUUCAGCAGCACCCGCCAACGUCCGGUCAUCGAUGGCGUCAUCGCGCCCCGAUUGCUCUCCAAAUUUGCCGGAUGGCACAAGAGGCCAGCGGGUUACGACCCGUGUGCGUCGGACUACACUGAGGUGUAUUUCAACAGACCAGACGUUCAAGAAGCGCUUCACGCGAAUGUCACCAACAUCCCAUAUCCAUGGACUCACUGCAGCAAUAACAUCUCCUUUUGGAACGACGCGCCAGCAUCGAUCCUUCCCAUAAUCCGGAAGCUCAUACAAGGAGGCUUGCGCGUGUGGGUGUAUAGCGGAGACACCGAUGGGAGAAUCCCGGUGACUUCAACACGAUACACAUUGAAUAAACUUGGCCUCGAUAUUGUUCAGGACUGGACACCGUGGUACAACUAUCAACAGGUGGGCGGAUGGACGGUAGAGUAUGACGGGUUGACCUUUGUGACUGUGAGAGCUGCGGGUCACCAAGUCCCAACUUUUGCUCCCAAGAGAGCUCUUCAAUUGGUCAAGCACUUCUUGGCCAAUGAGACAUUGCCAUCUGUGCCAUUCUAGAAAGCCUAUCUUUUUUAUUUUUACUUCAUUGUUGCAUUCGAAUUUGGCUUUUUCUUUUCUUUUUUCUUUUUGUUGCUUUUUACUUGUUUCUUACACCAGAAGUAAAUGAAGGAAAGUUCAAUAGGCUCGAUUCAAGGUCAAAAGUUUGUCACAGGGUCAUUCACAAAGAUUACGGCAGUCAAGAGAAAAGUGCUCCUUUUUCCACUUUGUA
Molecule: messenger RNA, 1795 nt
Organism: Eucalyptus grandis
Lineage: Eukaryota; Viridiplantae; Streptophyta; Magnoliopsida; Myrtales; Myrtaceae
Product: serine carboxypeptidase-like 34
Exons: 10
Coding region: 127-1584 (485 amino acids)
Biological process (GO): proteolysis
Cellular component (GO): vacuole
Molecular function (GO): serine-type carboxypeptidase activity
Source: RefSeq, a predicted model, not a curated record